Molecule: messenger RNA, 3069 nt
Organism: Rotaria socialis
Lineage: Eukaryota; Metazoa; Rotifera; Eurotatoria; Philodinida; Philodinidae
Source: the annotation of a GenBank genome assembly
AUGAUUAAUGGAAACUUAUUUCAAUUUGAUGAUUACCAACAACAAGUACAACAACAACCAAUACAUAUCGAUACAACGACUGUAGGCGAUAUCAAAGAUUAUUUAACAUGUGAUUUGAAAUUAUCUGAUACAAUUUUCAAUGACUUAUUUUCUGAAUUCGAUUUAAAUCCCAAUUAUAUCCCAUAUUUUGAUCCUUCAACAAAUACAGAUGCCUAUUAUCAGCAUUCAGCUCAAGUUUCGGGUGAAUUGCCACCAUCAUACGAUUCAACAUUGCUUUCAACUAAUAUAUCUCAAACUGCAAUUGUUCAACCAGUUAUUGAGAAUUAUCUUUCUUCAACUACAUUUAAAACUUUACCAGAACAAGAUCCAGCUCAACAAACAAUUGUUAAAUAUUGUUCUUCCCCUCCACCUUCUGUUCCGACACUUCCAACAGCUUAUUCUGAAUCCUCAUCGAUUUCAUCAAUGAAUGAAUCACAAACUCAAUCUAUCCGACAUUCUCAUGCCAAAAAAUCAACGUCUGGAAAACGUUCUCGAGCACCACCACCUGCUCAACUUCCUAAAUUAAUUAAAAGGCCAGAACCAAUACCAGUAACAUUGGAUCAAUUUCAAGCAUUAAUUCGCUCUGCAUCAGAUACGUCAAAUUCAAAUGUUGGACCAUUUUCAAGUCUUCUUGAAAAUAGUACUAUCAUUGGAAAUAAUAUUCCUUUGAAAAUUAUCAACCAGACAAAUAUUAAUAGUAUGAGUUCAGAUGAAAACAGUCGUCAAGAUUCUCCAGCGAAUCAACAGAGUACAACAUCAAAUACACAUUUCAUAAAUGGAGCUAACCUUAUUAGUGGCGGUGGUCGCAUUCGACGAAAAUCAUCACAUAACGCUAUCGAAAAAAGAUAUCGAUCAAGUAUUAAUGAAAGAAUACUUGAACUCAAAGAAAUUGUUGCAGAUGACGAUGAAAAGGUACAAAAAUCUGGCGUAUUACGACGAACAGUUGAAUAUAUUCGACAACUUCAAUCAGUUAAUCGAAGAUUAGAAGAAGAAAAUAAUACAUUAAAAACCAUUUUAAAACAACUUAAUUUGAAACCCAUUGAUAUUCCAAAUAAUAAUGAUAAUGCACCAGCAUCAUCAUUAAAUAAAUCAUCUCUAGUUAACAAUCCUACAACACCACCAUCAUCCCAUAGUGAUUCUAGUGAAUCAACGCUUGGCUCAAGUGAUGAAGCAUUCAGCCCGGUUCCAAAACGACAGAAGCGUACAACUAGUAAACAAGGUAUGGUUAAUGGAUCACGAUUGAUUUUAUGCUGCUUUAUGUUAUGCGUUAUUGUAACGAAUCCAUUUAACUAUUUACUGAAUUUUAUUCAUUCAUCGGAUUAUAAUGAGGCAACUGAAGUACAAUCUAUUGUUGGUUCAAGAACAUUACAAGCAGCAGUAAAUAAUGAUAAUAUCAAUUCAUCAACAUUUCUCAGUACAUCAUGGCGGCAAUUAGUGGCUUGGAUGCUUAAUUUAGCAAUAUGUCUUGUUUGUUUGGUAAAACUUUUUGUUUAUGGUGAGCCAAUCGUACCUGAGUCAGAGAUGCACGAAUAUUAUAUUCAUAAGAAAAAAGCAGAUCAACUUAUGGCUGAAAAUCGUUUAAAUGAAGCACGCAUUUAUUAUCGUAAAUGUUGUGAAAACCUUUAUGUUACAAUCGAUAAUACACUUCUUUAUUAUUUAUCAUCGAUAACAUGGCAAAUGACACGUUUAUGUGUAAAUUUAAUAGUUGUUGGUCGUUGGUUAACAUUUUGGUCUGGCUGGACAAAAUCGAUUGAUACACGUGAUUACAAUCGUGAAUUGAACGAUUGUCUGUUGCAAUUAUGGAAAAUAGAAUAUCAAUAUUCAUCGUCGGCAUUGUCACUUAUUGAUUUAUUUAUAUCGACAAUAAAUACAUCGGUGAAUGCAGGAAAAAAAUUAGAUAUUAAAAAACAUAAUGAAAUUUAUCUAUUAUCAGCAUUAACAUUAAAGAAAUUAGGUGGAAUAUUUUCAAUUCUCAUUCCAUAUUUAUUAAAGUGUAUGUCGCCAAUGGAUGAUAGUGACUUUUGGUUAGUUGAUAUGGAUCGUUUAAAUCAAUUUAUAUUUGAUAAAAAAUAUAUUUUAUUCAAAACACAUAAUUUCAUCGAAUCAAUACGUUCACAAUAUUAUGAAUAUAUUAUUUAUGAUAAUAUACAAAGUCAACUACUUAUUCAAGAUAAUACACAACAACAACAACAACUUAUUCUUAAAAAUAACAAUGACUUAGAUCAGUUUAUAUGGUGGCAACAUUGUUUACAAGUUAUACGUUGUAUAUCGAAUAAUAAACAAUCGAUUGAUAACAUUAUAUCUAGUGAUAUACUUCGACACAGUGAAGAAUCAAAUCAAACCAUUUAUUAUCUGGCACGAUCGAUGAAAAUUGUUAACGAAAGAUACAUCAUAAUCGUAGAAGCAAUUCAUAGUAUACUUCUUGUUCUUAAUGAUGAUGACGAUCAAACAAAUUCAACUCGACUGUCAUUAUUAGAACAACUAGGACAAUCAAGUCGAUUAAUAACAUCAACGAUUGAAAAUUCCACGAAUGAUCAUAAUGAUGAUAAUCUUGAUUUGGCUGUUAAAACCUUACUAAUCGAUGGCAUUCUUUCAUUACGUCUUCGUCUUCUUACAAGUACCAUGGCACAUAAUGAUCAGAAAAUUCCAUAUCUGAAUGAUUUUCAGCAAGAAUUAGAUUGCUAUAAACAACUUAAUCGAAUCAUGAAAUUACCGAAACAAAGAGUUUACUUAUUUGAAUCCAUCUAUCGUGUUUCAUCCGGUUUAAAUCCUUUAGUUACACAAACAUUAUUUGAAUGUGCAUUGAAACCACAAAACUCAACUACUCAAUUUCAAGAAGAAUCACCAAAUCUUGAUAUUAUCUCGGCGCUUUUAUUAUUUUGUCACUUUUCACCUUCGACUGUGUAUCAUUAUCGAAAUAUUCUUCAACAAGCUGCUACAAUAUCAUCAACAGCAAAUAAAAAUAAUGAUCUUAACCGUUUACGACAACAAUGUUUAGCAUUAGUUCGUCAACCAUAUUUUACUCUUUAA